ACUGUGGCUGUGGCUGUGCUGCUGCAAGGAGCCCUCAGUGCUUGCAGCUGACACGUGCCUCUGGCAGCCAUGGAUUGGCUCGGCCUCCUCGUCCUGCUGACCGUGGCUGGGCUGGUGCACGGGAUAUGGGACAACUGCGGAGGGACCUGUGGACUCCGAGCUCCGCAAUCUGUCUAUAGCCCCAUGACUUAUUCCUAUGGAAAUGUGGCUUAUGACUAUGGCAUGACACGUGUCGUGGGUGGCAUGGGUGCUGCAGAAGCAGAAUGGCCCUGGAUGGUCAGCAUCCAACACCCCUGGAUACCAGGCCUGGGGCAUCUGUGUGGAGGGUCCCUCAUCAGUGCAGAUUGGGUCCUCACAGCAGCACACUGCUUUGACGAUAUCAGUAACGCCAGCUUGGUCUACGUGGUGAUUGGGGCCACCCAGUUCACUCAGCCGGGACCUGGGGCUGCAGUGCGUAGUGUCAAGCAGGUGGUGAUACACCAGUACUACAGCCAUAUCGACUUCAGCUAUGACAUUGCCCUGAUGCAACUGGACCAUCCUGUAAAGUGCAGCUCCUACAUCCAGCUGGCAUGUGUGGCUGACCCCACCCUCAGAGUCUCAGAGCUCAUCAACUGCUGGAUUGCUGGCUGGGGUGCCACUACUGCAAGAUCUCAAGAUUCAGCUGAUCGCCUUCAGCAGGCCAAGGUCCAGCUCAUUGAUGUCCAGCUCUGCAACAGCAGUGACUGGUACGCAGGAGACAUCCACACCCACAACUUGUGUGCUGGUUACCCACAGGGCCUCAUCGACACCUGCCAGGGUGACAGCGGUGGUCCUCUCAUGUGCCAAGACAACAACGCUGACUACUGGUGGGUUGUUGGAGUGACCAGCUUUGGGAAAGGCUGUGCCAGAGCAAUGAGGCCUGGAGUCUACACCUCCACUCAGCACUUCUAUGACUGGAUCGAUUACAACAUGCGUGUAAACGCAGUUAAAAGUGCUCCUUGA
Messenger RNA from Motacilla alba alba, 981 nucleotides. Its product is annotated as acrosin-like. Bases 70 to 981 code for a protein of 303 amino acids. Gene Ontology annotation, molecular function: serine-type endopeptidase activity. The transcript is spliced from 5 exons. Gene Ontology annotation, biological process: acrosome reaction; proteolysis. Lineage: Eukaryota; Metazoa; Chordata; Aves; Passeriformes; Motacillidae. The record is from RefSeq and is a predicted model, not a curated record.